AUGGCGAAGGUGGACGAUAAGAGUAGAGGCAACGGGAAGAAAGGCCUGAAACGGAAAGCCGCUUCCGAAGAAUCUCAAGAGACUGUAGUCAAUGGGGAUGGGGCGGCGGAAAGCGGCGUUCCACCCCCGAAAGCGGCUGCCUUCCCUCCGGGCUUCAGCAUUUCGGAGAUUAAGAAUAAGCAGCGGCGACAUUUAAUGUUCACGCGGUGGAAACAGCAGCAGCGGAAGGAAAAAUUGGCAGCUAAGAAAAAACUUAAAAAGGAGAGAGAGGCUCUUGGUGAUAAGGCUCCACCAAAGCCUACACCCAAGACCAUCGACAAUCAGCGAGUACAUGAUGAAACCAUAGUAGACCCUAAUGACGAAGAGGUUGCUUAUGAUGAAGCUACAGAUGAAUUUGCUUCUUACUUCAACAGACAGACUUCUCCCAAAAUUCUCAUCACAACAUCAGACAGACCUCAUGGGAGAACAGUACGACUCUGUGAACAGCUUUCUACAGUUAUACCAAACUCACAUGUUUAUUACAGAAGAGGACUGGCUCUGAAAAAAAUUAUUCCACAGUGCAUCUCUAGAGAUUUCACAGAUCUCAUUGUUAUUAAUGAAGAUCGUAAAACACCAAAUGGACUUAUUUUGAGUCACUUGCCACACGGUCCGACAGCUCAUUUUAAAAUGAGUAGUGUUCGUCUGCGUAAAGAAAUCAAGAGAAGAGGGAAGGACCCCACAGAGCACAUUCCUGAAAUAAUUCUGAAUAAUUUUACAACACGGCUGGGCCAUUCUAUUGGACGUAUGUUUGCAUCUCUGUUUCCCCAUAAUCCUCAGUUUAUCGGAAGGCAGGUUGCUACAUUCCACAAUCAGCGGGAUUAUGUCUUCUUCAGAUUUCACAGAUACAUAUUCAAGAGUGAAAAGAAAGUAGGAAUUCAGGAGCUUGGACCACGUUUUACCUUAAAAUUAAGAUCUCUUCAGAAAGGAACCUUUGAUUCUAAAUAUGGAGAAUAUGAAUGGGUGCAUAAGCCCCGGGAAAUGGAUACAAGUAGAAGAAAAUUCCAUUUAUAAAGUACUGAGGAAAUAGUAUUGGAUUUUGCUAAAAGGACUAUCUUGAAUUAUUUUUGAUAGAAGAUCCUUUUCCAAAUGGCAUUUACUGAUUUCAUAAACCUUCCCUGACUGGACAAAUUAUAAAGUGCCAUGAAUUGCCACUGCUUAUUGAUAGCAAAUACAAUUAAAAGUCAUCUUGGUAAGGGUUUAGAAGUUGUAGUUUAGGUGUCCUAAAACUUAAUUCUCUAUUUUGGGGUAAGAGUGAGUAAUUUGAGUUGGAAUCAAGAGUCAAACCAACUUUCCCAUGCACGUUUUCAUAGAACAUGUGGACUGCAGAGAAUUAAAAUAUUUGGUGUAGAUACUGUGUGACUCACUGGUUCUAUAUGAGACUGAUCUUGGAGUACAGUGGGACAUGGUUUCUACUCACUAUUUCUUGAAUGAAUGAAUACUGGAGGCUAGACUUUGGGGAGGUUUUAACAUACCUUAAGCUUUCUAGAUAGGCAAAAAUUUGGAAGCAAAAUGGUUUACCAAGUUCUUGAAGUUGUAAACUUUUGAAGCUGGGCUUUGAUUCCUUUUUUCUUGUCACUUUGUACCUCAUCACGUGGUACUGUAUCUCUAUUCAGGCAUUGUCCCAAGUUCUGAAGGUUUGUUUACACCUUCUAGAGGAAUUCAUAUGUCCAGUCUUUUCUCUUUACUAUUUGUUAGAAGAGUCAGCUAUAAUGAAGUAACUGACUUUAACGUGUAACUUGAUUAAUAUUCCUAACAAAGGAGUUUACUUUAAAAAGUAUUAAAACAGAGCUAACUCUGUAAAUAGCCCAUAGAUAGAAACUAGAACUUAGCAGCCUUCUGACUUCAAAUGAAUAAAAUACAAUGGUAGGUUUGCAACCUUCCUUUAAUUAGUAGUCUUGCACGUGUAUGACAUAAGGUUAUGUGACAAGAAUUUUAGGAACACCAACACUGAUAACUUACCACCUUAAUGACAGUGGGAAAACUGCUAUUUAUCAUAGCUGUUUAAAACAGGUAUAUGCCUAAGUAUAUUUCAUAUCAAUAAAUAAGAAAAAAACAAUUACCAAGUAUUUUAUUGUAUGCUGUUGCCAGUGUAUACAAAAUAAUUACCCAUGUGAAAUAGAAACUCAUGAAAAUUCAGAGAGGUAGAUGUUAAGGACUGACAAAAGUAGAAAUUUGUAUAGUAUGGCACAUGUGUUACAGGGGUAAGCUUUUGUACAGGCUUCAAAUUUAGCCCUCCUUUGAAUAUUCACUGGUUCAUGAUAAGUCGUUUAGAAAAUCUGAAAUGGAAACAAAAAAAGUGAAUUAGGCUCAAGUAUCAAAGAACAAUAGUUUUUAAAAUUUCUCACAAAUGAUUAACCAGUUAUCCUUGUUUUUGUUAUCUCUGUCUUAUAAAUUGCUCAUGUCCAUUGCCAACUUUAAGGGAAUUUAUUUUGAAGGUCAGUUUAUAAAGUGGUUUCAACUAAA
Messenger RNA from Choloepus didactylus (southern two-toed sloth), 2502 nucleotides. RefSeq names its product ribosome production factor 1. The record is from RefSeq and is a predicted model, not a curated record. Gene Ontology annotation, molecular function: rRNA primary transcript binding. NCBI's taxonomy places the organism in Eukaryota, Metazoa, Chordata, Mammalia, Pilosa, Megalonychidae. Bases 1 to 1050 code for a protein of 349 amino acids. The transcript has a single exon. Gene Ontology annotation, cellular component: preribosome, large subunit precursor; nucleolus. Gene Ontology annotation, biological process: maturation of 5.8S rRNA; maturation of LSU-rRNA.